This is a messenger RNA of Arabidopsis lyrata subsp. lyrata, 1132 nucleotides long. RefSeq names its product leucine-rich repeat extensin-like protein 3. NCBI's taxonomy places the organism in Eukaryota, Viridiplantae, Streptophyta, Magnoliopsida, Brassicales, Brassicaceae. The record is from RefSeq and is a predicted model, not a curated record. The transcript has a single exon. Bases 466 to 978 code for a protein of 170 amino acids.
UAAAAAAUUGCAAGGUUCUUAGUAUAUAUAAUUAAUUUCUUCCAUGGAAUGAAUUUGUUGGGAUAACAAAUGAACAGUUUUUUUUUUUUUUUUUUUUAAAUAUUAAACAAUUUAAUAGAAUUAUAACGAACUUGCAAAAUCUAAACCUUUUUCUUACCGGAAAAUUAACUAACUUUUAUCUUCACCAUAUUUAGCCUUAAUCCGUUAUUCCCUCUCUGAGUUUUCCCGGGGAAAUUUUACCGUCUCUCAAAGUUUUUCUUAGGUCAAUUGUUCCACCAAUCGUGACAUCCAUUUUCUUUUUCUUUGGAGACUCUUCUGAAUUCAAUUUGUCACAAAAUCUUGAUUCAAACGGAGACUUGUAAUUUUCCUACAAAACAGAGAAGAAGGUUAUGUCUUUUUUUCUACCGAUGCCACAUUCGGUGACGAAGACAAAGAAGACCGUUUUUUGAUUCAAUCUCAUCAAAAAUGGGUUUUCUUCAAUCUCUCUUCAGAUCUCGGAGCCUAAAUAUUUUGAUCCUCGCUCUGUUUUUCAGCAGUAAUAGUUUCCCUCUCGUCCAAUCACAAGACCCACCUUUCAUUCCACAAUCUCCUCCGCCUCCACCGCCACCUCCACCACCACCGCCGCCUCCUCCUCCUCCUCCACCACCACCACCGGCACCACCUGUCAAUGUGAGCGUCGAUACAGGCACUGCUCCACCACCUCCUCCAGUCACGGAUAUGAUUAAGCCUCUGUCUUCUCCGCCGCCACCUAAACCACCACCGAGGUCACAAUCCCCUCCGCAGCCUCCCCAAAAGAACCUGCCACGGCGGCUUCCUCCUCCUCCUCGGCCUCCGGAGAAAUUGAAAAGCGGUGGUUUAAACAAAGGGAAGACGGUGGGACUUGUCUUUGUUGGGUUAAUAGCAAUGUUGCAGGUCCUCGUUGUUGUCUUCUUGGUUUUCAAGAGAAAGCAGCUUUUCAGCUUGAAAGACACUAAUUGAGAUUCUAACCAUUUCCGGAUUGACCUUAACUAUUUUGUUCAUUUGAGGCCAUUUAUUAGAGAUGAGAGUGUAUUAGGAAGACAGAAAAUGCAAGCUCUAAACUCUUAUGCAAAAUUGUUUCAGAAAUCUCAUGUGUUUGUCUUUUCAAGAUCAA